Molecule: messenger RNA, 7694 nt
Organism: Octopus sinensis (East Asian common octopus)
Lineage: Eukaryota; Metazoa; Mollusca; Cephalopoda; Octopoda; Octopodidae
Product: TPR and ankyrin repeat-containing protein 1
Exons: 15
Coding region: 271-7188 (2305 amino acids)
Molecular function (GO): ATP binding; protein binding
Source: RefSeq, a predicted model, not a curated record
AUAGCAACAGCAGCAGUUAGCAAAAAAGGAAUAGCAACAGCAGCAGUUGGCAAAGAAGGAAUAGCAGCAUCAGCAGUUAGCAACAAAGGAAUAGCGACAGCAGCAGUUAGCAAAAAAGGAAUAGCAACAGCAGCAGUUAGCAACAAAGGAAAGGCAACUGCAUCAGUUAGCAACAAAGGAAAGGCAACUGCAUCAGUUAGCAACAAAGGAAAGGCAACUGCAUCAGUUAGCAACAAAGGAAAGGCAACAGCAGCAGUUAGCAACAAAGGAAUGGCAACAGCAGCAGUUAGCAACAAAGGAAUAGCAACAGCAGCAGAUGGCAAUGGCGAAUCAAUGACAGCAGAUGGCGAAAUACAAGAACCAACUGCAAUAUCUAGCACAGGAGUAACAACAACAACGACAGCUGUCAACAGUAAAGCAACAACUCAAAAAAAGAGAAGAAGACGCCAUGCAGCAGUUAAGAAGGUAACUGGCAAAUGGUCAGGUGGUAAAGGGAAAAAAGUUGACAAGAAAAUAGCAACAGAAGCAAGAAGUGUAGCAGCUGGUGAUGGAGCAGUUGCAGCCGGAGGAAGAGUAACAUGUUACUCUGAUAUUGUUAAUGCACUUCUGAAACUUUAUGAGUCUGACAAAGAGAAGUACAGUUGUUUAGAUUCAUGUUUCAUUGAGAAAAAUGGCAAAUAUCAACCAUGUGAAGAGUUUCUGAACAAUUCUGUUACAUCAACAUUAAUUGAACAAUUGAAAGCUCUGAAUUUAUUGCCAGAUAUUUUACCAACAACAGAAAAAGUCAAGAAGCAAAAGUGUCAAAAGAAAAAUUCCAAAAUUUCAAAUUCUAAACCAGAGGCUUUUGAAGAAAUAACGAAAAGUCAUUCAGUUAACUGUCAGCCUGAAAUUUCAGAGAUUGAAACACAGUCAAAGAAGGCAAAAAAUCAGGAAAGCAAUUCUUUGAAAUCUGUUCCAGAAAGUUUGGAAAGUGAAAUGAAGGCUAAAAUAGAAUCUUUAACUGAAUAUAAAUUUGAAGAAAUGAAUUCAUCUAACACGAUAAUCAAAGAGAGAAGAGAAACUGUUUCUGAAAGAAUUACAGAGCAAGAUAUAAAAGUUGACAUAUGUAUGGAUUUCAAUGCAGAUGUAAUUAAAGACUGUGAACAGACAGACUCUGAGAAGGAUGAUGAUGAUGACGAAGAUGAUGCUGAUGAUGAUGAUGACAACAAUAAAAAUGAAGAUUUGUUCAAAGAAAAUUUAUUUGAAAAUUUGAAUUGGAAAGUCAUAUGUACACAAGAUGUUUGGAAUACUUUAAAGAGCAGAGACUUAACAGAUAAAACACGCAGACAAACUGUUUUAGCCAUCAAAAAGUUAGCUUCUGGCUACAAGAGUAGAUGUGUGAGGAAACUGAAAGAUAUUCCCAACAGUCUAAAACUGUACACAUUUCACCUGUCACAUAAUUCACGCAUCAUUUGGCAAUUGACUAUUAAUUAUCUGCCAGAACUGGAACAAUAUUCAGAGGUGCUUUGUAUCUGGAAAGUGGUUUUUAAUUUAAACAAGUUCAGAUCCAUUAUAGACAAUAUUGUGAGAUGUUACAAGGCUAGUUUACCCUGUUGUCAGUAUUUAAAACCUGUACUCUCUACCCAGAGUCUGUCUGGUGUAUUGUCACCACGUGUCUUUGACAAGUGUGACGACAAUAAAGGCAACGACAUCUGUCACUCAUAUCUUUCUAUUAACAGUGAAAGUGAAGUGAAUAUUAUGAAAUUCUACCGUUUUACCUCUUCAUUGGUAAGAUAUAUAUUUCAGGAGAGUACGUUGAAUGCUUCUUUCCCGUUUGAAGUAAAAGAAGCGGAAUCUAACAUCAUAGUCGACAACAGUAAAGAAGCCAUCAUUGUGUUGGGCCGAAGUGGUACUGGCAAAACCACUUGCUGUCUUUACCGACUCUGGGACCAUUAUAUCACCUAUUGGAAACAGGCUAACAUCUCUGGGAGCCCAUUGUUUCAGAAACUUGUGACUAACUCAUUGGAUCACAUCAGAGAUAACAAAGUGCUAGGAGGACACCUGCAAGAACAAUCAGAUGAAGAACAAGAUGAAGACGAUGUGAAUGAUUCAGAUGACGAUGAAAGCAAAGAUGAUUCCGAAAACUACUGCCAUCUUCAUCAACUGUUUAUUUCACGAAACAAUUGUCUGUGUACAGAAAUGCAAAAGAACUUCAAAAAUCUCUGUACUGGUGAGAAUAUGAGUGAAAACCACAUGGAAUUUUCUGGGUUACGUUUUCAGGAUCUUCAGGACAACAAUUUCCCAAUAUUUCUAACAUCCAAGAAAUUUUGGGUUCUUUUAGAUGCCUCACUUGGUUCACCGUAUUUUUUCCCUCGAAAUGAAGACAUGACUUUGAGAACAGACUUCAAAAACUGGCUGGAUGAAGAUUCCAGCAAUCUGUUUGACAUGGACAUCAAAGAGAACGACGUUGGUGGGAAUUUCCAAGAUUUUUAUGAAGUAACCUAUGACAUAUUUGAGAAGGAAUUUUGGAAUCGAAUUAAAUAUCCAGUCCCUGGCUGCCAUCCAACCCUUAUUUGGACUGAAAUUAUGUCAAUCAUAAAAGGCUCUUAUAAAUCCCUGCUUUCAGAGAAAGGUUUCCUAUCAAAAAAUGAAUACUUGGAGAUUGGGAAGAAACAGGCGCCAAAUUUCACCUCAGACCGGGAAAAGGUAUACCAAGCAUUUGUGAAAUACAAUAAACUCUUAAGAGAAAGACAUCUGUUUGAUGAGAUGGAUGUUGUUUUUAAUUUAUUCUCUCGGCUUCGUAAUUCCCAACCAACCUUCUGCCCCAUUCAUGAGAUUUAUGUCGAUGAAGUCCAGGAUUUUACCCAAGCUGAACUCUUUCUGAUGAUAUUACUUGUUGAAAAUCCCAACAACAUGUUUCUCACAGGUGACACAGCCCAGAGUAUCAUGAGAGGUGUUGCAUUUCGAUUCUGUGACCUCAAGUCACUCUUUUAUUACCUAAAAGGGAUAUGUUCAAAUUUAAAGCAACUCCACUCUAUUAACGUACCCCAGACAAUGCAUUAUUUGACCUGCAACUACAGGUCACACAGUGGGGUGGUUUCAUUGGCUUCUAGUGUUCUUGAUUUACUUAACAGAUAUUUCCCGGAAUCUUUUGAUAAAACCGAGAAAGAUUUUGGGUCAUAUGAGGGCCCAAAACCAAAAAUCUUUGAGUUCUGUAACAACGAGAACUUGAUCAUGUUAUUGGGAGGAGAAAAACAGAGAUCAAAUCAGAUAGAAUUUGGAGCCCAGCAGGCUAUUCUUGUGGCAAAUAAUCAGGCAAAACAGGAAUUACCCAGUUUUCUUUCAUCUGCAAUUGUUCUCACAAUUGCUGAAUCAAAAGGCUUAGAAUUCAAUGAUAUCCUUUUGUACAACUUCUUCAAGGAUUCUCUGGUGACUGAUGAAUGGCGAAUAAUAACAAGCUAUUUGCAGGAAAUAAUUGCAGAAACCAAUGAAGACAGCCAAGGAAAUGGUCAAAGAUCAGCUGAAUUCAACUUCGAUGUUCUUGAUUCCGAGAACCAUCCUCAUCCUUUAACCUUUGACCCAAACAAGCACAAGGUUCUCAACUCUGAAUUAAAGUAUUUAUACACAGCACUUACAAGGGCAAAACAUAACAUUUGGAUUUUUGAUAUAUCCAAUGAAAAACGAACCCCAAUUUUUGAGUAUUUUCAGGUUCUGCGUUUGGUUGCAUCUGUUGAUACUUCUAGUGAAGACCCUGACAAUACUGAAUUUGCCAGAAGCUCAACACCAGAAGAAUGGUUUACGAAAGGAAUGUCUUUCUUUGAGCGAAAACACUUUGAAAUUGCUAUAAAGUGUUUCCAGAAAAGUGGUCACAAGAAAGAAGAAACCGUGGCAACAGCAUUCCAGUAUGUUCAACAGGCUCAAAUGCAAGACUCAGCUGCCAAGAAGCAGAAGCACUUCCUCAUAGCUUCCAAGUAUUUCUUUGAUUGUAACAUGUGUAUCAGAUCAGCAUGGUGUUUAUCUGAAGGAGGCAAAUAUGAACUUUCUGCCCGUCUUUACCGAAAAUGUCACAAGUACAAGGAAGCUGCAGUGAAUUUUAAGAAAGCAAAGCUGUAUAAUGAAGCUGUACCUUGUUAUCUGAAGAUUUCAGAAUAUGGUAAAGCAGUGGACAUGCUUCACAAUGUCAGGCAGUUUAGUCAUGCCAUUGAGAUAAUUCAGAAAUAUAAAGCUCUUGAACAGUCAUAUGGUGAUUCUGCACCUGAGGAUUUCAUAAAGAAUCGUCCAACAAAAGAUAUAUUCUACCUCGCUCAGCAAGCUGCAAAUCUUUACUACCAAUGUAAGGAUUUUGAGAAAAUGAAGGUGGCCUUGCUUCAUUUCACCACAUUGGAAGAUAAACUGAAUUUCCUGGAGAAGAAGAGACUCUUCAAAGAUGCUGCUGAACUGCUUAGAAAUAAUGGCCAAAUUCAGUCUUCAAUGGACUUACUUUGGCAGAACAACUUGUUCUCUGAGAGUGUAGCAGUGGCAGCCACCCUGAAUGACAACAAGCUAUAUGCCGACUGCCUGUAUAAACAAGCUGGACACAGCUAUGUUGUGGCAAAACUAAAGACAAUGCGCACACCGAUGCCGUCCCCUGCUGCUGAGGGUGGAGAUAGUGUUAAUGACGGUAAGAGUGUUGACAUUGACCUUGAUCUCUCCAGAAACAUUGAAGAAGAUUUGAGGAAUGCUCUGCUGCUUUAUAAGAAAGAAGGCAACAAUUUUGGUCAGGCUAAAUGUCACCUGUUACUGGCUAAACUGAACGAAACAAACACCAAAUCCACCAUUGAUGCAGUGGAGGCCUUCAAGCAGUUCAAAUUAGGCAAGGUUCCAAUUGGUUGUUUAGAAGCAGUUCAAUUCUUCACAGAUCUCGAUCCUCAUGAUUUCUAUAAGGAAUCUUUUUGGAAUGUUAUCAAAGAAAGUUUUGCUUUAGUACAUUUGCUGAAGAGUCAUCUGCAAAGUUCAAACCUUGUGGUAAAAUCAUAUUUACCAUAUUUUGGUCUCUCUUUCAAGGAUGAUUCUGUGUGGAAAUCUCACACAACAGAACCAUUGUGUUGCAUAUCUCUCAUAGAAUACAAUAUUUGUAAUAGAAUGUCUUAUGCAAGUUUUACCUUUGAUAAAUUCAAAUCGUGGCUGAAUAAAUACCUCAAAUUUUGUAUUCGAAAGUUAUUCCAAAUACUGUAUCACAAGUUAACCAUCCACAUCAUCAUAAGUACACCCUGUCCAUUUGAAUCUGCAGAAUUAUGCCAGUCUUCAGAAACUUGUUGUUGUCAUUUGGCAAAUUUUUAUGGAAGUCAGUUUUCUCAGAGUGAAUAUUUCUGCCGUUUUCAGGAGAAAAAAUGCAUGCAUCUUCAUGAAUCCAGUACUUUACCUCGUUUUGAUAUUCGUGUAGUUAUCUGUGAAAUGCUUCUCACUAUAAAGCUACAAGACGAUUUUGAAGAGUUUAAAUUCUUUGCAACUCAUCUUUAUAAAGCCCUGAUUUCGAAUUUAGAUCAAGAUACCCAUUUGUCAGACGUCUUCCAUCCAGACAAUAUAAAUGCCUUAAAAAUCUGUAUUCGAAAUCAUUAUAAAAUGGUUUUUCAAAAGAUGACUCUAUUGGAAAAAGUACAGUCUUCAGAUUUCUAUUUUGAAGUAAAUAUUUUAUUCAGCUGGCUAAAUAUUAGAUAUGAUUUGAACAAACUCAUGGAAGACAUGUACCAACAAAUUGGAAAAGAAUCAUUUCCAGACGUGCAUAUAGUAAACUCAUCUUUGGUUUCUUCUGACAACAAAUAUAUGUGCAUAUACCAACGGUUCUAUGAUUCUCUCUAUUUUCUUUAUGAAAGACAUCAGCCAUUUGAAGCUGUCAUUCAAUUUUCUAAAUUUUGUGUUUUGUUUCUAAAAAAGAGAAAACGUAUUCUGCCAGAUUUGCACUGCCUCUUAUUGUGGAUUGAAUUCUUUAUGACAAUAAGUUUCAUGUUACUAAUGAGACACUGCAAAAUAUCAGUGGUUCUAUCUUCCUCUCAUAUUUCCUCAGUUGACAUUAUAGAUACACUUCAAUCAACAUUUUCAGAAAAGCUUCAAGACAUUUUAAAUUCCAGUCGUAUGUGGCUCAAUUUGAAACUUCUAGAGGAACGUGUGGCCAAAAUGGUCAGUUUGAUUUUUAGUGACAACAUUUUUAAGUGUUUACAAAAAGAAGAUGUAAAUUCAAGAAAACUUGCAAAGCGUGUUUUCAUUUUGGGCCUUUGUUACAUUCAUUGUUUUUCUGAGCAGCCUUUUGAAAAUAUACCGGACCUCAAAUUUUUAAUGAAAUGUGAAAAUGUUGCAACUCUAGUUGAGGAUCCUUUAUUAAGAGUGAGAGAUAUAUGCAGACAGAUUGCAACAAACCAAGAUGUAGCAUGUAGGCUUAUUAAAGCUACUGUAAAAGUUUUGAUGCAGACCCCAGAAUAUGAAAUCUCAAGAUAUUAUUGGAUGUUUAAAAAUGGAAAACCAUUAGGACUACAGUUGGUUUCUGAUAAGCAAUUGCCAAUGUCGAGGCUUGAAAUGGCUGACUCAAGCCCCACAGGUGUGUCUGAAAUUGACUCUGAAAUAACAGAAAAAAUGGUUGAAGAUUUAAUAAGUAAUGAGGAAAAAGAUAAAAAGAAUGAUUCUGUGAUGCAAACAAAAGCUGUUCAGGUGAUUGAAAAUGCUUACCUGAGAUAUAGAAAUAAAUUAUUGAAGGAGCUGAGAUCGUUGGAGAUUCCAGCUAACUUACCUUUAUUUAGUCCAAGUGAGAAAUAUUGCUCCGUGUGUGCAGUUUCUUUUUCUUCAAAACAAUGGAUCACUCCUUUUAAGAUUAAUGGAAACGACAGUUCUGAUGAGAAAGAAACUUUAUUUAAACACUUGAAGAAACCUGCUCAUUCAGCAAAGAUUUUGGAAUUCAAAGCAUUCUCAAAACUCUAUGAAACUCGUUUUCUUCCUGUUAAAGAAAGAGCCAAAAAUUAUCUUGAUUUAGAUUUAGUUUCAGACAAUGAAGAAAUUACAUUUUAUUUCAAUUUACUGAAAUUAAAAUGGCAAGACUUUGAUAAAAACCUGGAUCAAAUUUGCCAAAAUGCAAACUGGACAGAAACUGAAAAACUGGAAACAAUUGCUGGAAACAUUGAACAUUUUGCUGAGAAAAUGAAGCAAUUAUACAAAAAUUCAGAACUUUCUGACGACCACUAAAGCCUGGAUCGGAACUGAGAUAACUGUCUGUGUUCAUUGACACAGAAGUGCAAGUACAGCAGAAGAAUUCUUUUGAAGGAUUGAAGAAUGAAACUAUAAACAAUGGCAUAUCUACAGGAAUGCAGGAUGUCGUCAGUAAUGGUGCUACAGUUUUGAUGUCAGCCUACACAGUAACAGAUGUGUGUGUAUAUAUAUAUAUAUCUGCUUCUAGCAGAAAGACUGCCCUCGGGGUGGUUUUCUGCUAGCCCCUUGAUAAUAUUUUCACAUUUGAUUCCUACUUCUAAUAAUUUUUAGCCUUUGCUGUUAAAUGUUCUUUUACAGCUACAUAUUUUGGUGUUCUUUCGGUUGAACCUGCAGAAAUGCCAAAAUUAACAGCUGGUUUUGUUCAUUAAUUUUUGUAAAAAAUUUUUUAUUCAUUUACUUGUUUUAAAGUGAAAGAGAGGGAAAAAUUUUAAAGUGAAAGACGUAUGUAUGUGCAUAUGAAAUGGACGAGAGGGAGAGAGAAG